GUGGGGAAGGGAAAGGGAGAGAGAAGAAAGAGCCCAGCUGCAGAAGAGGUGGAUUGCUUGGCCGGAGUGCUUAGGGUCCGUUGAGCGCCUGUGUUGACGGGUGUUUCCCUUUCUCCGCUCCCUUUUGAUCCCGGUCCCGGGAAGUGCUGCUUUCCAGCCUCCCUUUUGGCUGCGAAUACGUACAGGGCUCUCACUGGCUCCGCACACGCUCCUCGGGCGCCAUCUCUUUGCAAAUCCCGCUGUGCUCCCGCAGCUCUCCCGGCUGCCCCGGGCCGCGUGAGAAUCGCGGCCUCCAACCUGCGGGGCUGGGCAUGCCUACAGUUCCCGGGUGGCUCCGCGCUGCCCCGCUUAGACAUGGGGCUGCUGGGCAGCGUUCUUUACUUUCUUCGGGACACUCGUCACAGUGAGAACACAACUUCUCAGAAACAGAGGACGUGAAUCUGACUUUUGCAGUGGUAUACUUAGAGAGGAGGCUUUCUCCCCGCCUGGAUCUGUGUGCAUGUUUAAGCCCCAGAGGAUAUGAUGUUCACGAAACUCUUUCAGCAGUGGAGUUUCGCGAUGUUUCUGCUGAGUUAUUCUGUGCCCUCCUAUGGAAGAUCAGUAGAGGGAAUCAGCCGCAGAUUCAAACGGGCUGUAUCAGAGCACCAGCUACUGCAUGACAAGGGCAAAUCAAUCCAAGACUUACGAAGAAGAAUAUUCCUUCAAAAUUUAAUUGAAGGUGUCAACACUGCAGAAAUUCGUGCAACUUCAGAGGUCUCACCUAACCCUAAGCCUGCUACCAACACGAAGAACUACCCUGUCCGAUUUGGCAGUGAAGAUGAGGGCAGAUACCUAACUCAGGAGACAAACAAAUCACAGACCUACAAGGAGCAGCCCCUGAAGGUAUCAGGGAAGAAAAAGAAAGCAAAGCCUGGAAAACGUAAGGAACAAGAGAAGAAAAAGAGGCGAGCCCGCUCAGCUUUGCUAAAUUCUGGCAUGUAUGGAAGCAAUGCAACCGAGAGCUCAGUCUUGGACAACUCUGUUACUACACAUAAUCAUAUUUUAAGGAGGCGCUGAUAUUUUCAGCAAGACAACUUUGGAAGACAUAUUGCAGUAUUCUGUAAUAGUGAACAUAGAAUGUAUGGGAAGUAUUAAAAUAUUUAUUACCUGUAAAUAUUGUAAAUGCUCAGAAUAAAACCUUUUUACCCCGUUGCUCUCUGAAACUGCACAUGGUUAUUGUGAAUUUUCCUUUUUUUUUUUUUUUUUUUUUUGCUAAGGCUAAGGCAAUUGUUAUUGUCACAUUAACCCUAAUUUAUUUUGUUGACUGGUGUAUUUAUUUUGUGAACGUAUCUUGGUGCUGCUGACUUUCUCUACUUUUUGUAACAUAAUGCACUUUAGAUAUAUUGAGAACUGAUAUAAAAUGUUCCUGUUUUGUGGUUGACUUCAAUGAAUGCCUAUACAAAAUCGUUAAAAAUGAUUUUCCUUUGUGCAUGUAUAAUAGCAGUAUUUUAAAAUUUGUAAAGAGUGUUUAAUAAAAUAUAAUCUAAUUAAA
Messenger RNA from Numida meleagris (helmeted guineafowl), 1531 nucleotides. It is a transcript of the gene PTHLH, whose product is annotated as parathyroid hormone like hormone. The transcript has 4 exons. Gene Ontology annotation, molecular function: hormone activity; peptide hormone receptor binding. NCBI's taxonomy places the organism in Eukaryota, Metazoa, Chordata, Aves, Galliformes, Numididae. The record is from RefSeq and is a predicted model, not a curated record. Gene Ontology annotation, cellular component: extracellular region. The coding region runs from base 520 to 1056 and encodes 178 amino acids. Gene Ontology annotation, biological process: adenylate cyclase-activating G protein-coupled receptor signaling pathway; regulation of chondrocyte differentiation; osteoblast development.